GGCUGACGGAUCGCCGCCGGAGUAGAGUAGAGAGGAGAGAGCACGCCUGCGCGGAAUCCCCGGGCGGGCGCGGGCAGUGCCACCGGAGGCCCGGCGGUUUCAGAGCUUCGCCCGGGACGACAAACCGCGGACGAGCCGAGUGCGGGAAACCCCGGUCGCGUUUUGCAAUCACUGCCGACCGAUUCGAGGUAUACCGAGUGUCCGCACGGAACGAGGAGUAACAAUCGGGGGUAAAAAAAGAUAAGGGGGGAGAGCCGAUUGUGAACGCCGAGGCAGACCGUUUCGUGACCUUGGUGCGCGCGACACUUUGCGUCCUCCUUCUCUGGAGUAAAAGGAGGAUCCGGUGCUCUUCCGGAUCGGUUGCAGCGGGAUACGAUAAAUUUUUCGCUCGUCCAGACUGAUUAACUCGACCGUCGGUUGCGUUCGAUGAGAUAUCCGCUCGGCGGAGUAUCCAACGGCAAGAUAAUGUGAUAUCAUAGUGUAAGAGGAGGAAGAAGAGAAAGGAAGAAGAGAAGAGAGAGAGAGAGAGAAAGAGGAAAGAUUGGUGAGUGCGCGACGAACAGGUUGCAACGAGGGGGUUGCAACGACGGAUAACGCGAGAGUAUGCGCGAUUCCUGGUAGCAUCAAGCUGGAAGAUGAACGGGACGACGACGGAUGAUUAUUAAGCAGAGAAAGCACCGGGUGAAGGGGAUGCACGGGGGUGUUUCAUGAGAUGUCAGUGGAUCCAGGGACAGUUACGUCGUCGUCGUCGUCGUCGUCAUCGUUGUUGUUGUCGUGAUCAUCAUGAGGAGGUCCUCCUACGUCAACUACUACGUCCUAUGCCUCGUGUGCUGGAUCCUACUAGGUAUUACCGGGGUGAGUACGAGAUCUCAUUCGUUGGUGAAGAGGUUCGACGGGAUUUACACGGGGCCUUACUUUGACUCGAACACUCCAACGAAUAUCACAGCGCAGCUGGGCACUCACGCUUAUCUACCGUGCAAAGUGCGGCAGCUUGGUAACAAAUCAGUUUCCUGGAUCAGAAGAAGAGAUUCGCAUAUCCUCUCGGUGGAUAGAACCAUGUUCAUUCCGGACGAAAGGUUCCAGGCGAUUUUCGGGGAGGCGGACACGUGGACGCUGCAAGUGAAAUAUGUCCAAGCGCGCGACGAAGGCGAGUACGAGUGCCAAAUCUCGACCGACCCGAAGAAGAGUCACAUCAUCAAGCUCAAUAUCGUCGUGCCAAAGAUCGAGAUCUUGGGGGAUCGUGAUAUGUACGUGAAGACCGGAAGUACAGUCGCAAUACGAUGCGUGAUAAAGCAGUCCCUCGAGGGCCCGUUCUAUGUUUUCUGGUACCACGAGGGUGAUCGUGUUCUAAAUUAUCAACUGGGCAAAAUCGAUAUUCAGACGAAGAGGAUCGAGCAAGACACGGUGAGCAGCCUCGUGAUUCACAACGUGAGACGAGAGGACUCGGGUAACUAUACUUGCAGCCCGAGUAACCUGGAUAGCGCGAGCGUGCAGCUGCACGUGCUAAACGGGGAACAUCCCGCCGCAAUUCAGAGAGGCAUCAGUUCAGCGCCGGGUGGUUGUCCCACUCUGUGGUGGCUGGCAGGAGUGGUAACAUUAUACUCGAGCCACGGCAGCCGCCCGUUCGUCCUCGUUCUUCUGAUCCUUAUGGUUCUCUACUCGAAAAAUCCAUCUUACUUUGCGACGGAACGAUAAUCAGGCAAGAUCGCAAGGAUGGUAUACGCGUAUAAUCGAUUAUCUCCUGCUACGAGACCCCGACUACCUCGAGAAAAGAGAUCCUCGACUGCGGACUGAUUUCCCGAGAUCAGAAACAAAAAGGGCGAAGCUGAUAAGAUUAAGAAGAAGGAAGGUAAAACAAUAGAGAGAGAAAGAGGAAGAGCAAAUAAUAAUGAUUCUGGAGAUAGUAUGUUUUUUCUCGCGCGAAGUAAGAGUUAGAGGUUUAUCUCGAUUAUCGAGACAGUGAUCCGGCCGUUAGAAAUUAGGACUUAGUUAAUUAUAUGAAUUCUUGUUAAAUUGCUGCGAGAACUGUACAUGCUGGAGAAGCUAUGAAAUUUUUGACGAAGAUAUAAAUUAGAUCGAGUUGGAAUAAAACAAACGGGUGGUCCGUGGACAUAUUUAAGAAUUUUCAGUAAGGGUCGCGAAUAAAGUGAUAAUUUUACGCACGCAUAAAGCUGUUUAUUCUAAUCUUGUAAUAUAUUUUUUAGAAACUUUAUCUAAAAUAUCGCUUUAAUGAAGUUUAUUCGUAUAUAUUUCUCCAAAGAUGCGUUCGCCUUUGUACUUUUACGUUUGCAAAAUCGUUUCACGUACUUCCCGUUUGUGUUAGUCCGACAAAAUAGAAUGUUACGAAAUCUAAAAAAAAGCGCUCUAAAAACGAUCGCGAUCGCGAGAUCUUGUCGCGAGGGCGUUGGGUAGUUUCGUAGCGCCUGUUACAAGAAGGCGAUAAUGUGACGAGAAAUAUAUGUAGGACUGAAAAGCGAAAGAAAGGGGGAAAAAGAACGUCAAUGAGUGACGACAACAAAAAGAACCGUUAUGAGAAUGGGAAAAAACAGAAAAACUUCGUCCGCGCCGCUCGAAUAGAAUUGAAACUUGUUCGAUGAAUUUUCGAAAUGCGAUGUGAUUUAUUAUAUUCGAUAGCGACCGAUUAUAAAAAGCGUGUCUAUACUCGACGUCAAUCGCAUGAUCUAGGAUCGUCCUGAGAUUGAAGCAAUCUCGGCCAUUGUCUCUUACAAUUAGAUAAUUUGUCGGCAUAGCUCAAAGAGCGAUUAGAAUCUUUUUCAACUUAUCGAUCAGCUGAUCUGUUCCUGGUUUGUAAAACAAACCCAAGAAAAAUAGAAAGAUCUAUACGCAAAACGAUUGGAAGAUGAAAAAUGUUAUUAAUGUUAACAGCACGACAAUGGUUAUAUUUGAUCCGAAGAAAAGAAUUCAUAUCAAGCGAUAUCUUGCCAUAUCAAAUUCAAAUUAGUCGCGUGAUAUUUUCAGCACAAGACGCGUUCAAAAUACAUAUAUAUAGACGGAAAGAAUUAUUAUUUUAAUAUGGAUAAUUUUUAUUUAAGGUUCAUCGACCGAGAGAGAACGAAAGGCCGCACGAGAUGUCGCGAUGGAAAUUAUCACUGCCCCUAUUUUAAUCUUGUUCAAAAGCGACAAGUGGCUUCAGACGAUCCGUGAUCAAUAUUUUAGUAUUAAAGCGCAUUGAGUAUACACACGCCGAUCAAAAUAAUAUCAUACGUCCGCGCAUGCACAGACUAAUUUACCGCGACGUGGGCCGUGCAAACCGAUACAUUUUCCACUUAUCCAUUGUUCAUUUGCGUAUUUACAUUCCAUGAAAAUAUCGCAUUUUUAUAUAAAAUUGGAAGAUUUUUUAGAAAUGUAGACGAAAAUUUAUAUAUACACAUUUCAAAGAGAUUUUAAUAUUCAGAUAUAAAAUUUGUAUUUUUUCUUCAAAAAUUUAUCGAAAUUAAGAUAGCCGUUUCUCUAUUAAACGUCUAUUCAAAUUUACGACCUAAAGAUGACAUUUGCUCUACAUAAAGGAUUUAUAAAUACACCUAUAAUAUAAUCUAUACAAGUUUUAUAUGUACUUUAAGUCCUCCUUUGAUUCCUUUUCGACGGAUUUUUUUUUAUGAAUCAUUGAAUAUAUCAUAGAUGUUUAAUAAUAGGCGGACUACUUUCGAUAAUUACCUUUUGAUAAUAUUUCCUGUACUUUCACAAUUUCACGGUUUUGGCCCGCGGCGUGCUGCCUCUGAGCAUGAUCGGUUGUAUAAUUUAGCGAACGAGCGUACGGCUUUCCGGUGGGUGCCCACGCGCCCCCCCCGCGAUUUGCUUUCUUCUCGCAAGUACUAGAAGAAAUAUACUGUUUUUUAUAAUAUUAUAUAAAUAUAAAUAAAUCUAUAUAUAUAUAUAAAUAUAUAUAUACAAACGAACAGAAAUAUAUAUAUGUAUAUGUGUACGCGCGCAAAUACGUUGCACAUGGGUGUUGAAUAUUGAACAAGUUUCAGCUCGCACGAACGAGGGGCGCAUAUAAAGCGAAUAGGGCGUAAGUUCUCGUUGAGGCAAUUUUUGGAGGAAAGUCCUGAAGAGAUAUACGAGAGGCACGAAAGAGAGCGGGAGAGGGGAGAAAAGAGAGAGACGGAAAUAUACAUCGUAAAACACGAGGACACCGGCAGGAGACGAACGAUUCGUUAGAAUAUCUACGAUUCAUGUGAUUGUAAAUAACAUAAUAUAGCAUAUAAAUAACGUAACGUUAAUUAAUGAUAUGCCGUACGUGUUACACACUAAAGAAACAAGAAAAAAAAUAAACUAAAUAACGUUACUGUGUAAUUUUUCGGAUCGUAAAACACACACGCAUUGGAAUGGGUCUGGCCGCCUGUGCUAACCGGCUCGAGAAUCACGCACGGUAUCGAA
Messenger RNA from Camponotus floridanus (Florida carpenter ant), 4398 nucleotides. RefSeq names its product protein CEPU-1. The transcript has 5 exons. Gene Ontology annotation, biological process: synapse organization. The coding region runs from base 784 to 1695 and encodes 303 amino acids. Gene Ontology annotation, cellular component: neuron projection membrane. The record is from RefSeq and is a predicted model, not a curated record. Lineage: Eukaryota; Metazoa; Arthropoda; Insecta; Hymenoptera; Formicidae.